This is a messenger RNA of Pelobates fuscus (common spadefoot toad), 3137 nucleotides long. It is a transcript of the gene DIS3, whose product is annotated as DIS3 homolog, exosome endoribonuclease and 3'-5' exoribonuclease. Gene Ontology annotation, cellular component: nuclear exosome (RNase complex); cytoplasmic exosome (RNase complex). The record is from RefSeq and is a predicted model, not a curated record. Gene Ontology annotation, molecular function: 3'-5'-RNA exonuclease activity; RNA binding; endonuclease activity. The transcript has 22 exons. Gene Ontology annotation, biological process: rRNA catabolic process. Bases 55 to 2913 code for a protein of 952 amino acids. Lineage: Eukaryota; Metazoa; Chordata; Amphibia; Anura; Pelobatidae.
CGCAGACCGAGCCUGUAAAGCGUGCUGGUUGAGCAGGACGUGAAAACAAACAACAUGCUGAAGUCAAAAACAUUUAUGAAGAAGACCCGCUCUGGAGGGAUAUUAAAGAUUGUCAGAGAACAUUACCUUCGGGAUGACAUUACAUGUGGCUGCAAAGGAUGUGAGGAGUGCAAGCAGGAAAGCCCAGUUCUACAGUUAGAACCUGUCCUACAGAGUUCGCUGUGUGCAUCACCUCACUAUCUGCUACCAGACACCAAUGUUCUGCUUCACCAGAUUGAUAUCCUGGAAGAUCCUGUCAUUCAGAAUGUGAUUCUGCUCCAGACUGUCCUUCAAGAAGUCAGAAGUCGUAGUGCACCGGUUUACAAAAGAGUACGAGAUAUUAUAAAUAAUUCGGAAAAAUAUUUCUACACAUUCACCAAUGAGCAUCAUAGAGAAACGUACAUUGAACAAGAGCAAGGAGAAACGUCUAAUGAUAGAAAUGACCGAGCAAUACGAACUGCAGCAAAAUGGUACAAUAACCACAUUAAAAAGUCUGAAAAUGUGGCUGACAUCAAGGUACUUUUAAUUACCAACGACAGGAAAAACAAAGAAAAAGCAGUGGAUGAGGGCAUUGUCGCGUACACAUGUGAAGAAUACAUUAAAAGUCUGGUUGCUAAUCCUGAACUAGUUGACCGUCUUGCCUCUGUGUCUGAUGAGAAGAACGAAAUAGAAAGUGGAAAGCUUAUUUUUAUAGAGCAUAUUCCCUUGUCCAAAUUGCAGCAGGGCAUAAAAUCUGGCACUUACCUGCAAGGAACUUUCCGGGCCAGCAGAGAUAAUUACCUGGAGGCUACAGUGUGGGUUCAUGGAGAUGGUGCAGAGCAGAAAGAGAUAAUAUUGCAAGGUUUGAGAAAUAUAAAUCGGGCCUUGCAUGAAGAUAUUGUAGCUGUGGAGUUGUUGGAAAAGGAGAGUUGGGUGGCACCAUCAUCUGUUGUUCUGCAAGAUGAUGGAGAGGCAGAUGAUAUUGAAUCCACAGAGGAAAAGGAAAAAAUGCUGAAAACAGGUGUACAGGGCACAGCAAAACCAUCUGGAAAAGUUGUUGGAAUCAUAAAGAGAAAUUGGAGACCAUAUUGUGGCAUGCUUGCCAAAUCUCAAAUUAAAGAGUCCACUCGACACCUGUUUACUCCUGCUGACCGGAGAAUACCUCGAAUCCGCAUAGAGACAAGACAAGCGUCUACGUUAGAGGGCCAGAGGAUCAUAGUUGCUAUAGAUGGGUGGCCCAGAAACUCCAGAUAUCCUAAUGGACACUUUGUUAAGAACCUAGGUACAGCUGGUGACAAGGAGACAGAGACCGAAGUAUUGCUCCUAGAACAUGAUGUUCCCCAUCAGCCAUUCUCCCAGACUGUUCUCAGCUUCCUGCCCAAAAUGCCAUGGGGUAUUACACCCCAGGAUAUGAAGCACAGAAUUGACCUGAGACAUCUUUACGUGUGCAGUGUGGAUCCUCCUGGGUGUACAGACAUUGACGAUGCAUUACAUUGUCGAGAACUAGAAAAUGGUAAUAUGGAGGUUGGUGUCCAUAUUGCAGACGUCAGUCAUUUUAUUCGACCUGGAAAUGCUCUAGACCAGGAAUCGUCUAACAGAGGAACAACAGUCUAUCUAUGUGAAAAGAGAAUUGACAUGGUACCAGAACUGCUCAGCUCAAAUUUAUGUUCGUUAAGAUCAGAAGUGGACAGGUUGGCAUUUUCAUGUAUUUGGGAGUUAACACAUGAUGCAAAGAUCGUAAAUACAAAGUUCACAAAAAGUGUUAUCAAUUCCAAAGCUUCCCUUACAUAUGCUGAAGCACAGAUGAGAAUUGAUUCACCGACCAUGAAUGAUGAGAUUACCACAAGCCUCCGUCUGCUGAAUAAAUUAGCAAAGAUUUUGAAGAAGCAGAGAAUAGAUAAUGGGGCUUUAACGCUUUCUUCACCUGAGGUUCGAUUUCACAUGGACAGUGAAACACACGAUCCCAUAGACCUUCAGACAAAGGAGUUAAAAGAAACUAAUUCCAUGGUGGAAGAAUUUAUGUUACUUGCAAAUAUAUCUGUGGCACAAAAGAUUUAUGAUGAGUUUCCUGAAUAUGCUCUUCUCCGAAAGCAUCCAGCACCUCCACCUGCGAACUAUGACAUUCUGGUGAAGGCGGCAAGGUCCAAGGAUUUGGAAAUUAAGACGGACUCUGCCAAGGCUUUAGCAGAUUCUUUAGAUAAAGCCGAAUCUCCUGAAUUUCCUUAUCUGAACAACUUACUGAGGAUCCUGGCUACUCGGUGUAUGAUGCAAGCUGUCUACUUUUGCUCAGGAAUGGACAAUGAUUUCCACCAUUAUGGUCUAGCCUCUCCCAUAUACACACACUUUACUUCUCCGAUCAGAAGGUAUGCUGAUGUCAUUGUUCAUAGGCUUCUUGCUGUGGCUGUGGGUGCAGAUAGCACUUACCCAGAUCUUACAGAUAAACAUAAACAGGCUGAAAUCUGCAAAAAUAUCAACUUCAGGCAUAAAAUGGCUCAGUAUUCGCAGAGAGCAUCAGUUGCUUAUCAUACACAGCUCUUCUUCAAAACCAAGGGGUUAGUGACCGAAGAAGGAUAUAUAUUAUUUGUGAGAAAGAAUGCAAUCGUUGUUUUAAUACCAAGAUUUGGGUUAGAAGGAACUGUAUUUUUUGAGGAAAAAGAUAAAAGGAAGCCACUUCUAGUUUACAAUGAUGAGAUUCCCUCCUUGAAAGUAGAAAACACCACAUUUUACAUGUUUGACAAAGUAAAAGUGAAAAUCACAUUGGAUGCAUCUAACCUCCAACAUCAGAAGAUCCGCAUGGCAUUAGUGGAACCAGAGAUACCUGGUUUUAACGCACUAAGUGACCAAAGAAACGCAAAUGGUGAACCAACUGUCAAGAAGAGUAAACUAGAAAAGUAGAUGUCUUAUUCAAAAGGCAACAGAUCAAUAUGUGAACUCUUUUGUAAAUGGUGUACUUUACGACAACAAUUUUAAUCUUAUUUUAUAGUUUUUUUUUUUUUUUUUUUAUACAUAUUUUACCAAGCACACUGUGAAAUAUCAUUUCUGUAUCUGCUUCAGUGGUCUGGAGAAAUCCAAAUAAAGGGACAGUGUCCGAGUACACUGUUUUAAUCUUCAGAUAGAAG